UCAGAGAAAACAUGGUGAGGUCUCCUUCUCGGGAGGAAACAGGGUUGAAGAAAGGGCCAUGGACGCCGGAGGAAGACCAGAAGCUCAUCGACUACAUUCAGAAGCAAGGCAGCCAUGGAAGCUGGAGACAUCUUCCAAGGAUAGCCGGACUCAACCGUUGUGGCAAGAGUUGCAGGCUUAGGUGGACCAACUAUCUCCGGCCCGACAUCAAGCGAGGCAAAUUUUCAGAAGAGGAGGAGAAGCUUAUAAUUAAUCUCCACUCAAUGUUUGGAAAUAAGUGGUCUCUGAUCUCCACCAAGUUACCAGGAAGAACAGAUAACGAGAUAAAAAAUUACUGGAACACCCAUCUAAAAAAGAAGCUCCUUUUAAUGGGCAUCGAUCCGGUCACACAUCGCCGGAGAACUGAUCUCGAGCUCCUUGCCAACUUUCCUAAGCUUCUAUCCUCCUCCACAAACAGCAGCAGCUUCAUAAAUUCAUUAAUGGAGAACACCCUUGGGAUUCAAGCUGACACAGUGCAGCUAGCUCGAAUUCAGAUAAUGCAAGUUUUAUUUCAAGUUUUGCUGAAAACUGCUUCCUUUUCUUCUUCCUCUUCUUCAUCAUCUUCUUCAAAUCCAAAUGCUUAUUCAAAUUUGGUUUUGAGCAAUCUGUUAAGCUCAUCUCAGCUUCCUCCUCUGCAAACCUUCUCUAAUAACUCCAACGGCUCCUCUGUUCCUCUUGAGACAUCAUCGUUUGGAGAAUCAUUUCAAACUCCUAAUCAUAGCCAUGGCUUUCCUGUUCAGAAUUCAGAAAAUAACAGCAAGCAGUUACUGUUUCAUUCUAACGGUAACAAUAUGUUAGCAUCAACUGAAAGCUAUUCGGUUGAUCAGAAGCAAGAUCAGAUUGAUUUAAAUGAAACUUCUGCUGCGAAUUCUGUGAAUGCAAGGGCUAUGGAUACAUUAAAUUUGACAGAGCUGGAUGAUUCUGAUCUUAGCUGGAAGGAUGUUCUUGACCAAAUAUAUUGGUAGAAAGAAACUCAGAAGAAGAUGGAGAAUACAUACAGAUGAAAGAUAGAGAUCUGUAAAUAGGAAGAUCAGCCUCAUGCAAACCUUGUUAUAGAACAUUUAAUUACGUGCCAGCUUGAGACCUCAAAG
This is a messenger RNA of Phalaenopsis equestris, 1130 nucleotides long. Its product is annotated as transcription factor MYB39-like. The transcript has 3 exons. The record is from RefSeq and is a predicted model, not a curated record. Lineage: Eukaryota; Viridiplantae; Streptophyta; Magnoliopsida; Asparagales; Orchidaceae. Bases 12 to 1004 code for a protein of 330 amino acids.